Molecule: messenger RNA, 713 nt
Organism: Dendrobium catenatum
Lineage: Eukaryota; Viridiplantae; Streptophyta; Magnoliopsida; Asparagales; Orchidaceae
Product: NDR1/HIN1-like protein 2
Exons: 1
Coding region: 1-600 (199 amino acids)
Cellular component (GO): plasma membrane
Source: RefSeq, a predicted model, not a curated record
AUGCCUCCCCAACCACUUCCCGCCGCCUCCCGCCGCCGCUUUAGCCCCCUCCGCUGCCUCGCCCUCACUCUCCUCUCCCUGAUCAUCCUCGUCGGCCUCAUCAUACUCAUCUUCUAUCUCAUCGUCCGCCCCUCCCCUAUCUCCUACUAUGUCGACGACGCCCACAUCCGCAACUACAACCUCUCCUCCUCCGGCGAACUCACCGCCUCCUUCGACCUCUCCCUCCUCGCCGACAACCGCAACCGCCACGUCUCCAUCUACUACGACUCCCUCGUCGUCGCCAUCUGGUACGCCGACCAAAUGCUCGCUUUUCGCGAACUGCCGCCUUUCCACCAGCCGAAGCGGAACGCGACGCGGCUUUUACUAUCGGCGGCGGCGACGGCCACGCCCUUGUUGGGGUCGGUAGCAGACGGGCUGAAGCAUGACCGCUCGGCGGGGCAGGUGGCGGUGGAGGUGAGGGCGAGGGCGAAGAUAAGGUUUAAGGUUGGGGUGGCAAAGACGAAGCAUUAUGUUAUGAGAGUGUACUGUGCGCCGGUGGUGGUGAGGUUCUCGCCGGCGGCGGGGAUGUUUCAGAGGGCGUUUUGCGAUGUGGAUGUGUGAUUGAUUUGCAGUUCAAUUUCUUCUUAUUUGAGCUUUAAUUCUGGUUAGAAACUUAGAAUUUGGGUGAAUAUUGUUAUGUAAACUCUUCAUUUUUUUCAGUGGCAAAGAUGUAA